Molecule: messenger RNA, 5796 nt
Organism: Anolis carolinensis (green anole)
Lineage: Eukaryota; Metazoa; Chordata; Lepidosauria; Squamata; Anolidae
Gene: zswim4
Product: zinc finger SWIM-type containing 4
Exons: 14
Coding region: 173-3526 (1117 amino acids)
Cellular component (GO): Cul2-RING ubiquitin ligase complex
Molecular function (GO): zinc ion binding
Source: RefSeq, a predicted model, not a curated record
GGGAAGCGGCGGCCGUCGAGCUCAUUGUUGUGGGAGCUCCUUAAAGGGGACGCGCGGGGGGGAGGGAAAGGGAAGGACCCAGAGGCAGAGAGAAGAGGAGCCCGAGUGCCCGGCGCUGGGGGAUAGGGUUCUCGGGAAGGUGCUCAGGAAAGGCCGGGGAUUGGCCGGGCCUAUGGAGCCCCCGCCGGCCAAGCGCAGGUGCGGCGCCGCCGGAGAGGCGCUGGAGUCCGGGCCGGGACCUGGCGUCUCUGCCGCCUCCUCCUCGUCGUCGUCGUCUUCCGCCGCAGCUGUGGUGGAGACAUUGCUGGACCUGAGCGCCCGGCGGGUGGCUGAGACGUGGGCCUUCGAGCAGGUGGAGGAGCGUUUCUCCCGUGUCCCAGAGCCUGUUCAGAAGCGCAUCGUUUUCUGGUCCUUUCCACGGAGUGAGCGGGAGAUAUGCAUGUAUUCCUCCCUUGGCUAUCACCCUCCCGAGGGCGAGAGGGACUCGCGUGUACCCUUUAAUCGUGGUCUGAAUUUGCUGCAAUCAGGUGCUGUUGACCGAGUCCUGCAAGUAGGUUUCCAUCUGAGUGGUAUUGUAACAGAGCCACCUGGUCCCAGUGAGCCCGAGCACAGUUACCAUGUCUCCAUCAGCUUUGACCGCUGCAAGAUUACGUCGGUGAGCUGUGCCUGUGAUAACCGGGAUAUCUUCUACUGUGCCCAUGUGGUGGCCUUGUCCUUGCACCGCAUCCGACAUGCUCGCCAAGUGGAGCUGCGCCUGCCCAUCUCUGAAACCUUGUCACAGAUGAACCGAGACCAGCUGCAGAAGUUUGUGCAGUACUUGAUCAGUGCUCACCACACAGAAGUGCUGCCGACAGCUCAAAGGCUGGCCGAUGAGAUUCUGUUGCUUGGCUCUGAAAUAAACCGAGUGCAUGGUGCCCCUGACCCCACAGCUGGUGCUGGAAUUGAGGAUGCAAACUGCUGGCACCUAGAUGAAGAGCAGAUCCAAGAACAAGUGAAACAGCUUCUCUCAAAUGGAGGUUACUAUGGAGCAAGCAAACAGCUGCAGUCCAUGUUCAACAAGGUGCGGGAAAUGCUGAGAAUGAGGGACUCCAAUGGGGCACGGAUGCUCAUCCUGAUGACAGAGCAGUUCCUGCAGGAUCCGCGCCUAGCACUAUGGCGGCAGCAAGGAGCUGGCAUGACGGACAAGUGCCGGCAGCUCUGGGAUGAACUGGGAGCACUGUGGGUGUGUGUGGUAUUGAGCCCCCACUGCAAGAUGGAAGAACGGGCUCUCUGGCUGCAGCUUCUCAAGAAGUGGAACAAGCUGGAUGUCUGUCCCUUGGAGGAAGGCAACUACUCCUGCGACAGCAUAGGACCUAGCAGUGUCUUGCCCCCUAAUCCAAACCGCAACUCAGCUGCGGUUCGGCAGACGGUUUUUGGACGUGCCAUCAAGGCUGCGGAACUUCGCUGGGGUGAUUGUCACCUGCAGAAGAUCCUGAGCAGUGACUGCUACGGCGUCUCCUUGAAAAGUGGAAGUGACAAGCUGGGCUUUGACCCCCAAGGCCACCCACUUUGGCUGGGCGAUGCUUUCCCCAUGGCUUGUGCUCGAGUGGAUGCUUUGCGCUCCCAUGGCUACCCCCGUGAGGCCCUGCGCCUUGCAGUGGCAGUGGUAAAUGCCAUGCGCUUGCAGCGGCGUCAUCAGCUGGAGAGCUACAAGCAGCAGAAGAAAGAACUCCUGCACAAAGGCACAACUAGCAUCACCAACCUGGAGGGAUGGGUAGGGCACCCUUUGGACCCUAUUGGCUGCCUCUGCCGCACUUUUCUGGAGGCCUGCCGGACAGAUGAUGAAGGGCUGGCCCUAUAUCCAGACUCCACAGCAGAGCCCAAGAAGGCCCUGUAUCAACACAUUCCUGUACCUUCGAGUCCUGGUGAGUCGUACUUCAUGCUGGCCUUGGAGGUGUCCUUGCUGGGGCUCGGGCAGCAGAGGUCCAUGCCAGAGGGGCUGUACGCUCAGGAUAAGGUGGUACGCAGUGAGGAACAGCUGAUUGGCCUCCUGGAGGAGAUGGAGCUGGACGAGCGGCUGGUACCCGUGCUCCGCAAACAAGCAGCUUUGCUAUUGGAUGGGGGUCCCUUCAGCGGAUUUGGAGAGGUUGUGUUCCGCGAGAGUGUUCCCAUGCAUACGUUUGCCCGCUACCUCUUCACAGCCAUAUUGCCCUAUGAUCCUGAAUUGGCCUAUCGCUUGGCACUGCGAGCCAUGAGGCUUCCUGUUCUGGAAACAGUGUUGCCAGCCACUGAUAUCCUGCACCAGAAUCCACUAGACUCCAUGAUGGCCAAUCGCUUCCCCCGCUGGUUUAUCCUGGGUCAUCUUGAAACUCGGCAGUGCGAGCUGGCAUCGGCUAUGCUCACUGCUGCUAAAGGUGACCCCAAUUGGCUGCGCAUGGUCCUAGGCUCCAUCCAGCAAAACAUCCAUUCUCCAGCGUUGCUGUUCAAACUAGCUCAAGAUGCCUGCAAGACUGCCACGCCUGCCAACACUCCUCCAGACACCACUUUGCUGAACAUCUCCCUGGAGCUUGGCCUGCAGGUGAUGCGGAUGACAUUGAACACCAUGACCUGGCGUCGCAGGGAAAUGGUGCGUUGGCUGGUCAGCUGUGCCACUGAAAUUGGUGUCCAGGCCCUGAUGAACAUUAUGCAGAACUGGUACACACUCUUCACACCCAUUGAGGCAACAACCAUUGUGGCUGUGACGGGCACCACACAUGCCACGCUGCUAAGGCUGAGCCUGAGCUCGGCACAGCGGGAUGAGCUCUGUACUUGUGCCCGGACGCUAGCCUUGCAGUGUGCCAUGAAGGACCCCCAGAACUGUGCACUGCCCGCUCUGACUCUCUGCGAGAAGAACCACGCUGCCUUUGAGGCAGCUUACCAGAUCGUACUGGACUCGGCGGCCUCUGCUGGCAUGGGUCACUCUCACCUCUUCACUGUGGCCCGGUACAUGGAGCAUCGUGGGCUGCCCAUGAGAGCCUACAAGCUGGCCACUCUGGCCUUCUCGCACCUCAGCAUUGCUUUCAACCAGGACACCCACCCUGCCCUCAAUGACGUCCUCUGGGCUUGCUCCCUUAGCCAGUCACUGGGGAAGAACGAGCUGGCUGCCAUAGUCCCACUGGUCAUCAAAAGUGUGCAGUGUGCCCCAAUGCUCUCGGACAUCUUGCACCGCUGGAGCCUUCCACCCCCUGCCCUUGCCUCGCUGGGUGGGGGGCGCCGGGGGGCUGGCAGCGCCAGUGCUGGAGGGAAGCUGUUUGCCAUGGACAAGGCCCCGCUCUGCCAGCUCCUGGAGGCAGCCAUGGCAGCCUACAUCAGCACCACUCACUCGCGCCUCACCCACAUCAGUCCCCGGCACUAUGGAGAGUUCAUUGAGUUCCUGGGCAAAGCCCGUGAGACCUUCCUCAUGGCCCAUGAUGGGCACAGGCGCUUUGGGCAGUUCCUUGACAACCUCAAACAGACCUACAAGGGCAAGAAGAAACUGAUGUUGCUGGUGCGGGAGCGCUUUGGCUAGAGGACCAUUAGAGGAGGGAAGGCUUUGGCUUAAGGGGGUUUCGGCAGUUGGAGGGAUUCCCUCCCCCCCUUGAUCAGAAGCACUUUGUCAUGGAGUGCAAAGCAGAAAGCUCUGUUCUCUUUUGGACACAUGUGCUUGGGUACGUGGCCAGCCAGAGUCUGGAUUUCUUCCUGGAUUCCAAAACCCUUUGCCAGUUGCAGGAAGAGCAGCGAGGCCUCUCUCCUCCUUUUGGUGAUGGUGCUCCAGCACUGUAAAACUGAGCAGACAGUUCUGCACUGCAGCCGGGGUUCAGAAUGGAGCCCCAGAUGGGAUGGCAUUCAGGGGGGUGGGGUGGGGAUUCUGCAACACCUGGGCCAGGCACAGACUCCAUGCAAGGUUUGAAGCACCAGCCCUGUUGGCAGGGCAGGAAGGAACUUGGCCUGCGCUUUGGAAUGCAGGAGUUGCCAAUUUCAGUAUUAACAUGCAGGAUGAGAGGAGGAAUUCCCCCUUACGCCCACACAGGCUUUGCUUGAAUGCUCCAGGCCUUGGCAGGCUCUUGCCGGUGUUGGGGCAUCCCAUCCUGUGGAAUUUCACAGCUGCUCUCCCAAUUUUAUAUUUCAACACCACUGAUGGUGCUGGUGAUUGCUUUGGCCUCAUUUAUGUAAUUUUGGGUGGUUAUGCACCUCUUUCUCCUUGCUUAGAGUCCCUGCUCCUCACUUGCAGUAUCUCUGUGACCUCAAUAUUCCUUACAUUUGAAGUACCAAACCUGUGUUGAAACCUGUCUGGUCAGGAGGGACUGGUGGAGGAGGAAUGGGUUGUCCUUGGAUCCAUCUUUGUACUGACAGGUUCCUGUGCCUUUGUGCUAAAAGCAUUUGGUACAGAAUCUCUGUUGCUUUAAGGGAUUGCUCUCACUGGCUGGGCUGUGGGUUUUUCUCAAGCUGGACUAGUAUGAUGGAACCACUUCCUGUUGAAUGGUCUUGCUAAUGUCAGUCUGCUGUUGACAAAUGGGCUACAUUAGGGAGUUUAAAUUCUCUGAAGGGGGUUGAUGGACCUGAUGCACUGAGUCAGAAGGGGCUUUCUGUGUCUUUCAUGGAACAGUACCUGUUGAAGAGACCAGGAGGGCAUCAUGCCCAGGCCUCAAGCUUGGCUUCCCCACCACCACGCAGACACAGGCACAUUAACUCCUCCAAUGCCAACCACAACCUUAUACCCCAGCUGGCUUCUCCAUCAGUCUUCUAGUCCUGCUGUGCAGUUGAGGAUUGUCCUUCCUCCUCUCGGGCUUGCCUCCGUUCCCCAACCCCCCUCUCCCAAAUGUUUCAGUAUUUCAGAUUUCCUUGGGCUGUGCUCUUGGGCCACUAACUGUCUACAGAACUUGUUUACAGUGUGGUUGGGGGCACUGAAGGGGAUGCACCAAGGGCACUUUGAGGGGCUGGUGUCCUUGUCUGUUGUCAUCCCUCUUUCCUAAUUUUCUUCCUCAAUUGAUGCCCCCAGACUCCUACAACUGAAGGAUUCCCACUUUCUGUCUCUGCCAGUAUAGAUACUUGGAGCUGCUGGUGGGCAGACAGCUCUCAUACCUCAAACCUCUUCCCUCUUUCUCCGACCACAGCAGCGCUACGACGUGGCCAGGCCUGCCACCACAGAUGCUUGCCAUGCCCCAAGUUGCUGGCACAAGAGAGCCAAGAAGUUCCCCUUCCCCCUUUUUGGAAAAUCUUGGGUCUCAGGUUUCUUGGAUUAUAAUCUACAUUGUCAGCACCCAUAAAAUCAUGCUGCCCAACUUUGGGCUUGCAUAAUCUUUUAGAGAGCAAAGUGGGGGAGUUCUGUGGCCACUAGUGGGGUGUUGAACGAUAUUUCCAGAAACAUUCUGCUCCAAAUUCCCAGUUUUUUUUCUGCUGGAUAAAAUGUACUCAGGAACAAACCACAACAAGCUCAUGCUACUAAUUAGAUUAUUGUGAAGACAAGAUAAUGUUUUACAAAGUUAAUAUAUAUGAAGAGGCAAGGGGGCCAAGAGGGUCCCCCUUUUUUGUGCGCAUGGGGCUGGGGGGCAGGCUGCGUCCUGGGCUCAGCUCCCCUGGCCCUUAGUGUUGGUGGAGAUAUUGGUGUGUUGCACAGCUCCACUUUGGAGCCAGCUAGUCGGUUAGUUUUCAAGUUUGGGGUUUUUUUCUUUGUUUUUUCCUGUAUUACAAAACAAACAAAAUCCUGUAAUUUUGUAAUUUUUUUCUAUUUAUUGAAUCAUUUAUUGUAUUAUUUUGUAAAAGGUUUAACAUAAACCUCAAUGUUUGGUUUUUCUUUUC